Neoarius graeffei (lesser salmon catfish) is the source of this 1274-nucleotide messenger RNA. RefSeq lists its product as uncharacterized. Lineage: Eukaryota; Metazoa; Chordata; Actinopteri; Siluriformes; Ariidae. The transcript has 5 exons. Bases 303 to 1175 code for a protein of 290 amino acids. The record is from RefSeq and is a predicted model, not a curated record.
GUUAAUGAUUAGACUCCAUCAUAUACUGGAGGUGGGCUAUUUUUGGAUUUUUUGAGCAAUAAACACAGAACUCUCCCUUCAGUCCUUCAGUCCUGUUCCAACACAACGCCAUUAAAAUACAAUGAAAUGACGCGCGCGUGCAGGAGCCAUGAGGUCAUUCCGACUCCGCCCAGCGGGACAGGCCUGAGAGCUCUGCGGCUUGACCUUUGACCAGUCACGUGACUGAGACUCAGCAGGAGAGACAGUCAUGAAGUUUGUGAAGCUUUUUGGACGCUUAAAGUCGAACAUCAUUGGCAUGCUCCAUGUCGGAGCUUUACCUGGUAGGACAGAUGGGUUGCAGCUGGAAGGUGUUGUGUUGUGGACUGUAUGUCGGAUACAGCUGUGUGUUUCCGUGUGAUUGUAGAAAAGGCAGAAGUUGGUGGUGUUUUGUUGUUGUUGCAGGAACUCCAUUACACAGGUCUGCAGUUCCUGAGCUCAUCGCUGAGGCGUGUGGAGAAGCAGAGCUGUACCUCCAGGAGGGAUUAGAUGGGUUGCUGAUUGAGAACAUGCAUGAUGUGCCGUAUGUGUGUGACUCGGGGCCGGAGGUGUGCGCGGUGAUGACGAGGGUGUGUUCUGCGGUGAAGAAUCUUUGUCCAGCUCUCCCUGUCGGCGUACAGGUUCUAGCAGCCAACAAUCAAACAGCACUGGCCAUCGCCCUUGCCUCCGGGCUGGAUUUUAUCCGAGCAGAGGGUUUUGUGUUCUCUCAUGUGGCUGAUGAAGGCCUGAUGAACGCGUGUGCUGGUCAACUGCUGCGGUAUCGCAAACACAUCGGAGCAGAACACAUUCAGAUAUUUACUGACAUAAAGAAGAAGCACAGUGCUCAUGCUCUCACAGCUGAUGUGUGUAUUGCUGAGAUGGCGAGGGCAGCAGAGUUUUGCCUCUCUGAUGGUUUGGUGCUCACUGGACCCUCAACUGGUGUUCAGGCGAAUCCACAGGAACUCAGCGAGGUGAUGCACUCAGUCCGGAUCCCGGUUCUGAUCGGUUCUGGAGUCACUCACGAUAAUGUGGAAGAUUAUCUGCAGGCAAACGCACUGAUCAUCGGAUCACAUUUUAAAAGCGGAGGCCUCUGGGAGAACAGCGUGGAUCCUGACACAGUGAAGAGAUUCAUGGAGAAAAUCCACAAACUCCGGAACUGACACCGGAAAAGAUUCUGAAGACCCGAAUAUAACGGUUUAUAAUUUACACAUCGUUCAUCUCAGUGCACUCAAAUAAAACCAUCAGUUCAAUCAUAAAAA